This is a messenger RNA of Daucus carota subsp. sativus, 2209 nucleotides long. Its product is annotated as cyclic nucleotide-gated ion channel 4. Lineage: Eukaryota; Viridiplantae; Streptophyta; Magnoliopsida; Apiales; Apiaceae. Bases 95 to 2098 code for a protein of 667 amino acids. The transcript has 7 exons. The record is from RefSeq and is a predicted model, not a curated record.
AAUACACAGAGCCAGCGUUCGUCUUAAAGGCCUCUCAUCUGCUCCAUACACACUAAAAUCAACCAUCUCGUAUACUUCUGUUGAGCAAGCCAGCAUGAUAAGAAUGGAGACCAUUGUCGAAGACUACGAGGCUAACAAUUCACAUCUCUACGAUCUCAUCAGCACCACCGACGACGACGAAGACGACAAAUACUACGACGAAACCUCGGAAGAAGACUACGACAGCAGCAGCACUGACAGCAGCUACCGAUGUUACGGCGGCAACAAAAACUUAUCAGGAUCAAGACUGUCGUGGUUACGAGAGUGGGACCGCGUGUUUCCCUUGUUAUCUGCUCUGUGUUUGUUCAUUGAUCCUACGUUCUUGUACGCAAUCUCUCUUAACGGAGAUAGCUUGUGUUUUUAUGUUGAUGGCUGGUUGGCUCUGGGAGUCUCGCUGUUUCGAUUCAUUACGGACGGCUUGCACGUCUGGAAUAUCUGGCGGCGCUACUUCAGCAAGGAUUACAAACGCAGAUCAUUCUCUGCAACUGACGCGUACCUUCGGAGCAUUUACGGGGAUUUUAAAUCGCAGAAUUUCAAAGGCAAAUUGGACUUCUUCAUUUAUGUCUUCACCGUCUUGCCUUUGCCGCAGAUUUUAAUAUGGAUGGUGAUUCCAGCAUUGUUGAAGAAAUAUGAACAAACAAGAGUCAUGACAGCAAUGCUCAUAAUGUUUCUAAUCCAAUACCUCCCCAAGAUAUAUGUUGUCAUUUGCCUAAUGCGCAGGAUGCUCUUUCAAUACAUUUUCGGAGCAGCUUGGUGGGGAAUCGGUCUAAACGUCGUUGCCAUUUUUGUAGCCUCCCAUGUGGUGGGAGCAUGUUAUUACUUGCUGGGAGUCCAGAGAUCAGCUAGGUGUUUGAUGGGGAAAUGCAUGGAAAUAGAGAGUUGUGGACUUGAUGCACUUUCUUGUGAAAACCCUUUGUUCUUCGGGAGCAAGUACAAGCAGACAGACAAUAUGCGAAUGUUAUGGGGAAAUAAUGACGAUGCCAGAUCUUGGUGCCUCCAAAGCAGUCAUAAUGAUCAGUAUGAUUACGGGCAGUUCAUGUGGAUAACUUUACUUGUUGGCAAUGACAACCGUGUCGAGAAAAUGCUUCUUCCCCUCUUUUGGGGAGUCAUGAUGCUUUGCACAUUUGGGAAUUUGGGAAGCACUGAUGACUGGUUAGAAAUUGUGUUCAUGAUGGUUGUGAUUUCGUGCGGCCUCUUGCUAGUCACCAUGUUAAUUGCCAACAUUAAGGUGUUCUUGAUUGCAACCUCAUCGAAGAAAUUUGCAAGGAAAGUGAACAUUACCAAUGUUGAAUGGUGGAUGAGGAGGAGGAACAUGCCAGAAGAAUUGCGUCAGAGGAUACGUAACUAUGAGCGGCACCGUUGGAUUGCAAUGCGUGGUGUAGAUGAGCGUGAAAUGAUUCACAGCCUCCCUGAGGGUCUUAGGAGAGACAUCAAGCACUACCUAUGCCUGGACUUGGUGAGACAGGUACCUCUGUUCCAGCACAUGGAUAGUUUGGUCCUGGAGAGCAUCUGCGACAGAGUGAAACCCCUCGUCUUUCCUGAAGGAGAGAUUGUAAUUAAAGAAGGUGAUCCGGUCCAGAGAAUAUUAUUUAUCGUAAGAGGUCAUCUCCAAUGCAAUCAAACAGUCAGAAGUGGAGUCAACAGCUGUUGUAUUCUAGGACCUGGAAAUUAUAGUGGUGAUGAGCUCUUAUCAUGGUGCAUGAGGAAACCAUUCAUCGAAAUUCUCCCUCCCUCAUUAUCAUCGGUAAUCACUCUUGAAGCAACCGAAGCAUUUGGGCUUGAAGCAGAGGAUGUGAAAUAUGUCACCCAACAUUUCCGUCUGAAUGAAAAAGUGAAAAUGACUGCUCGCUACUAUUCUUCUGGCUGGAGAACCUGGGCAGCUGUUGCCAUUCAGCUGGCUUGGCUAAGGUACAGGCACCGUCGAACCCUUACAUCUCUUCCGUUCAUAGUUCCUAGGAGGCCAGUAGCGCAGUCUGCUUUGGUUGAGGUGGAGAGGCUCAGGCUUUAUACAGCACUGCUGACCUCACCUAAGCCUCGUCAAGAUGAUGAUUCUCCCUAGAUCUUAUAUUACAGAACUAUACUCAAUAAUAUAUAAGUUUCAAAUAUGUAAUGGUCUUGGAGUUUGUUACUUGAUCACAAUUCUCAGUUUCAAAUAUGCAUUUGAUCGCAA